This is a messenger RNA of Labrus bergylta (ballan wrasse), 2582 nucleotides long. RefSeq names its product two pore segment channel 2 (gene tpcn2). Gene Ontology annotation, molecular function: voltage-gated channel activity; ligand-gated sodium channel activity; intracellularly phosphatidylinositol-3,5-bisphosphate-gated monatomic cation channel activity. The record is from RefSeq and is a predicted model, not a curated record. Gene Ontology annotation, cellular component: lysosomal membrane. Gene Ontology annotation, biological process: monoatomic ion transport; endocytosis involved in viral entry into host cell; calcium-mediated signaling. NCBI's taxonomy places the organism in Eukaryota, Metazoa, Chordata, Actinopteri, Labriformes, Labridae.
GGAGGGAGGGAGGAGCAGAGAAGUCACUUCCUAAAACGACAUUCCCCUGCCCUCCUGCUUGGGGCUCGUUGUGUUGUUUGAAACUUUAUGAGUUAGUCCAGUGCAGUGACUGUAGUUGGGAUUUAAAAAGGACGUGAAAGCCUCUUAGUGAUCUUUCUCACAGCGUCCCCGGUCAGAUCUGUUACUUUCACUUUGUUGACAGCUGAGGAGCGGACUCACCUCACAACAAGUUGUAGAUUUCCUGGAUGGAAACGGAGGGGCUGCUGACCGGGACUGUGAACACAGCCUCCGGGGACUAUGGCUCCAAGUCGGGUUCGGAGUGCGGAGGGGGCCCGGGCAGCAGGCGGAUGUCGUACUCAGUCUCCGGACAGUCGUGCAGGGUGGAGGGGGCCACAGAUGAUGAAGACCUCUACAUCCAACAAGCUGUUGUGUUCAUUGAGGACGCCAUACAGUAUCGCUCCAUCAACCAUCGGGUGGAUGCCAGCUCGCUGCAGUUGUAUCGAUGGUACUACUCUCGGAUAUGUCAAUGGGGUUUGGGCCUGACCAUUGCAGUGGUGUUGUUGCUUGCAUUCGUGGAGCGCCCGUCCUCCCUGUCCAUCUCCUCUGACCCGCGCUACCGCUCCCAACCUUGGGAGCCUCCCUGCGGCUUCACCGAGAGCUUCGAGUUGGUCUGCCUCAUCGUUUUUACUCUCGAUCUUGCUGUCAAGAGCUACCUGAUUGGCUGGGAUGAAUUCAGAAAGAGCAAAUGGCUGAUCGGUUACACAGCAGUCAUAACUGUGUCAGUCAUCGACUGGGUGCUGUCUGUCAGCAUGGUGUGUGACGAGAAACUGAGAGUACGACGGCUCCUCCGGCCGUUCUUCCUCCUGCAAAACUCGUCCCUGAUGAAGAAGACGCUGAAGUGCAUCAAGAGGACUCUGCCAGAGAUCGCCAGCGUCAUCCUGCUCCUGGCGCUCCAUCUCUGCCUCUUCACCAUGAUCGGCAUGCUGCUCUUUGCUAAAACUGAGGAUCCAAAGAAGAACGGGGAAUGGGAGUUACAUUUCAGAGAUCUGCCGGCGUCUCUCACGUCCCUGCUGGUGCUUCUCACCACAGCCAACAACCCUGACGUGAUGAUCCCUGCCUACUCCCUCAACAGACUCUACUCCAUUUUCUUUGUCACCUUCAGCGUCAUCGGAACCUACUGUCUCAUGAACCUACUGACAGCCAUCAUCUAUAACCAGUUCAGGGGAUAUUUACUGCUGUCAGUCCAGACGUCCAUCAUCAGGAGACGACUGGGGAUCCGAGCUGCUUUCCAAGUCCUCAGCUGUCAAGGAGUGCAACAAGCUGCUGUGGAGUGUGUGCGUGUUGAUGCAGUGCUGCAGGUGAUGUCAAGGGUCCAGAUGAAAAGCUACUACAGAGCAGCCGUCACUACAGAGGCGCAGCAGUGUGCAGACGUGGGCUACAUGGACCGAGAGCAGUUCAGGAAGAUUUUUGACGAGCUGGACAAAGAUCGCAUAGAAGAGCACCCUCCCUUGCCCCAGUAUGACUCCCCAAUCCUGCAGAGACUUCAGGUGGUCUUCAGUCAUUACUAUCUCACUAUACUGGGCAACGCAAUGGCACUGGCCAACGUCAUGAGCAUUUGUACUAUUCUGGUGUUGAACUCUGAAAAGACCACUGCAGAGAGAGACAACUACAUCAUGGAGAGCAUCAACCUGUGCUUCAUCCUCUACUACCUCUUUGAAAUGUGUGUGAAGAUCUUCGCCUUUGGCUGGAGAGGUUACCUGUCCUACAAGAACAACGUCUUUGACGGCCUCCUCACCAUCAUACUACUGAUCCUACAGAUCACUAUAUAUUUGACCUUCAGGAUUCCUUAUUCUCACUGGAAUCCGUCCUCUCAAAGCGUGAUGUCUCUGUGGGAGAUGAUUCGUUUGGUCAACAUGCUGAUUGUCUUUCGCUUCCUGCGCAUCAUUCCAGAUAUCAAGCUGAUGGCUUUGGUUGCGAGCACAAUGUUGGACCUGCUGAAGAACCUCCGCGCCUUCGGAGGGAUAUUGGUGGUGGUGUACUAUGUGUUUGCUGUGUUUGGGAUCUGGCUGUUUGAAAGAGCCAUCAAACCUCCUCCUCAGAUGAGUGUCUUCACCAACGACACCAUGGAGAACAUCACCUCAAACUUCAGCAUGGCGUGUGGCACCUAUGAACAGCUGGAGUACUGGCCCAAUAACUUUGAUGACUUCGGGGCGACCAUCCUUUUGCUCUAUAACGUCAUGGUGGUCAACAACUGGCAGGCCUUCAUGGACGCAUACAGCAGAUACACCACAGACUGGUCCAAGAUCUACUUUGUGUGUUGGUGGCUCACCUCCUCGGUCAUGUGGGUCAACUUGUUUGUGGCGCUCAUCUUGGAGAACUUCAUCUACAAGUGGGAUCGCAGUCACAGCUGCUCUGUUACAGAUGUGGAGAAGAUCAGAUAUCAAACAUCUGUUCAGCUCAUGUUCAGAGAGCAGAUCCAGGAGCCAACAGAAGAAGAAUUACUUUGUCAACUACACCAACACCCACACUUACACCUGCACUGGUGACACACACACACACACACACACACACACACACACACA